AUGCAGCAUAAGAACCUGGACUUAAAUCAUAAAGUGCAUAGUGCUAGGGAAGUCACACUUGGAAAAAUUUUGAAACCCCUUUGGUCCGAACCAUAUGGGGAUUCAGCUGAAGACGAAGCAAUUUCGUCGCGUAGCAGGGAGAAUGGUGAGAUGAAAUCUGCAAAGUUUCGGGGGUUCGCUGUCAUCGGCUUUGGACAAGAUCAAUUAUAA
Molecule: messenger RNA, 210 nt
Organism: Botrytis byssoidea
Lineage: Eukaryota; Fungi; Ascomycota; Leotiomycetes; Helotiales; Sclerotiniaceae
Exons: 4
Coding region: 1-210 (69 amino acids)
Source: RefSeq, a predicted model, not a curated record